AUGUCGGAAAAACCAUCUCAAAUACAAAAAAAAAUACAAGAAAAUGUACGAGAAACCUUAAAAGACAAGUUGAGACUCGUUACCAUAAGUUUAAUAUUAUUGUCCACCAUAUUCUAUAUGACCAUGUUGAUUGGUGGGUCAACUGGAAGCGUAUAUGUCAAUGAGUUUAAAUUUGACAAAGGGAUAAGCGACUUGAUACAAAGAAAAAGUAUAAAAUUUACUUUGCUUGGAUAUUGUAUCGAUAACGUUUGUACGAAAGAGGUUUCCCAUGAUUUCGACAAAGCACCGAGUUCGAAAGAGAUCCAAUCCGGGGAGAUUCAAAAACGGUCGAUUCAUAAAUAUGCCAUUCGUGACUUUAACCCCGUUGAGAUCGGUAACGAUGUAGGCGACGUUGCAAAAGAUGUGGGAAAAGGUGCCGAAGAUGUUGGUAAAAAGGUAGGUGAUGCUGCCAAAGACGUUGACGUUGAAGAAACCGUAAAUGAAAUCGGCGAGAAAGCGGGGGAAAUUGGGGAAAAGGCCGGCGAUUUGGUCGAACAGGUUGCUAGAGAGGCAUUAAAAAAAUUAUUGGAAGCUUUCGAUAAUUUCAAACCCAAGGAAUCCACCAAUGGUAUAUCUGGAUGGUUGGCAAAACCGAUUAUUGCUGCGGCGGUAUUUAAUUUUGUGGCUUUGCUUUUAUUAGUAUUUGUUGAUAAGAAUAAUGCCACAUUUUACUACUCUUUAGCAAUCUUGUUAUUAUUCCUAUCAAUAAUACUUAACUUAGCCUCAUUGAUAACUACGUCAAUGCUCUUCACUUUAGUUUUUAGUAUUAUUGGUGCUUUUCCUGGCAUUGGAGAUAAUAAUAAUGGACCUGUAAAUGCCUUAUCAAUAGGUAGUCUUAUCUGUUUACUUGUAGCCCUCAUUUUUACAUUCAUUCGAUGUUGUAGUGACGUUGGUAAAAAGGCAUUUAAGGAAAAUAAUUCCAACGUUUAA
Funneliformis geosporum is the source of this 969-nucleotide messenger RNA. NCBI's taxonomy places the organism in Eukaryota, Fungi, Glomeromycota, Glomeromycetes, Glomerales, Glomeraceae. The record is from the annotation of a GenBank genome assembly.